This is a messenger RNA of Nymphalis io (European peacock), 1281 nucleotides long. RefSeq names its product dihydrolipoyllysine-residue succinyltransferase component of 2-oxoglutarate dehydrogenase complex, mitochondrial-like. The transcript has 9 exons. Bases 1 to 1281 code for a protein of 426 amino acids. Gene Ontology annotation, biological process: tricarboxylic acid cycle. The record is from RefSeq and is a predicted model, not a curated record. Gene Ontology annotation, cellular component: oxoglutarate dehydrogenase complex. Lineage: Eukaryota; Metazoa; Arthropoda; Insecta; Lepidoptera; Nymphalidae. Gene Ontology annotation, molecular function: dihydrolipoyllysine-residue succinyltransferase activity.
AUGACACAUCUAACAAAUCAUUCGAGAACUUUGAAGCUAGAAUUCAAUCAUCUGAAUUUAAGACGACAGUACAUUCAAACGAGUUCAAAGCUCCGCGCCGUGGAAGACGUCAAGGCUCCUACGUUUCCAGACUCGAUAACAAGCGGAGAUGUUAAGUUAAUAAAAAAGGAAGGUGAUGCAGUAGCGGUAGAUGAAGUGGUACUAGAAAUAGAAACGGACAAAACAGCGCUUCCAGUGAUGUCACCUGGAGACGGCAAAAUUGUUAAAAUGCUUGUUAAAGACGGACAAUCUGUUAAAUCGCAGCAAGUGCUAUUUCAAGUUGACGUGACUGGUGUAGCGCCUGCCAAAGCAGCAGCACAUACAGCAGCCCCCGCAGCAGCGGCACCUGCACCUGCAAAAGCCCCUACAACAGCCGCACCUACUGCACCUGCCACAGUUGCAGCUAAACCAGCACAAGCUGCACCAAUUGCAGCAGCUAAGCCCGCUGUACAAACAGCGGUUGUAAAGAAAGUUACACCACCAGCUGGUCCUACAGUCGCAGCGCAAAAAAUUGGCGAUCCAACUAAAGCGAUAUCAGGUACACGAACAGAACUUUCAGUGCCUAUGAAUAGGAUGCGCAAGCGCAUCUCUGAGAGGUUAAAGGAAGCUCAGAAUACUACCGCUAUGUUGACGACUUUUAACGAAUGCGAUAUGAGCAAACUAAUGGCAUUCCGGAAAGCGAAUCUUGAUACAUUUACAAAGAAAUAUGGCGUAAAGCUAUCGUUUAUGUCGCCGUUUUUAAAAGCAUCAGCCAACGCUCUCAUGGAUCAACCGGUCAUCAACGCAGUUAUAAUGGCCGAUAACAUUGUUUACAGAGAUUAUGUAGACGUAUCAGUAGCAGUUGCGACACCAAAAGGCUUAGUAACGCCAGUAGUCCGGAACGUACAAACCAUGGAUUUCCCACAGAUUGAACUAACGUUAGCUAAUUUGGCGGCUAAGGCGAGAAAAGGGAGUCUGUCGCCCGGUGACAUGCAGGGCGGCACGUUCACGAUCAGCAACGGCGGCGUAUUCGGCUCGCUGCUCUCGAUGCCGAUCAUCAACAUGCCGCAGUCUGCGAUACUGGGCAUGCACGCGAUUGUUCAGCGACCCGUCGCCGUACAGGGGAAGGUAGAAAUAAGACCAAUGAUGUAUUUGGCACUAUCAUACGAUCACAGACUAAUCGAUGGACGCGAGGCUGUUAUGUUUCUACGAAAAGUUAAAUCGGGUGUUGAAGAUCCAACGUCAAUUUUAGCGGGAAUUUAA